UUUCAUAGGUUCAAGGUUCUGUAGAGCACUUUCAGGACAGUUGUAAAGGCGCGAUAGGUUGGUUAAAUUCCUGGUUGUCGAUCACAGCAUUUGAAGAGGGCUGGGGGUUGUACGCUGAGAAUCCAUUGAUUGCAAGAGAUACAGACACCUAUGAGAACGAACCCUUCCAAAAAUAUGGCAUGCUGAAAUGGCAGGUUUGGAGAGCGCUUCGUUUGAUCGUUGAUACAGGACUUCAUUACAAAGGUUUUUCUCGUCAGAAGGCGUUGGACCUCUUCGCAGAGUACGCAUGGGACACCUCGGAUGGUGCACAAAAGGAAGUCACACGUUACCAGAGUGAUCCAGGACAGGCUACAGCAUAUAUGAUUGGUCAGCUACACAUCAUGUCACUUCGAGACUACGCCAAACAGAAACUCAACGACAAAUUCAACUUGAAGGAUUUUCACUUUUAUCUUCUGUCUCAAGGAUCGUCUCCCCUGAGCUACUUGAAAGAUAGCAUCUACAAGUACGUGGAUUGUACGCUGAACAUGGGCAAGGGAGAUGGCUGUAAAGAUGUCCUGUAUCCCGUUGCUAAGGAACCAGUCACAACUGCACGGAGGCAAGGCAUUGUGGGURAUGUAGACUGGACCCACAAUCCUCCACGAAGACCUCUGCCAAAAAAUUACUUUUAACGACGUCUCGUAAAACCACUUAACUAUAAAAUAACAAUAAUGAUAAAAAGGUAAAUCAUACACCGUGAAAAGAUGAAAAAACCUACUGACGUUUCGGACGUUAGUCCUUCCGACGACUAGAGAAAUUUAUUCGUAUGUUGCUUUUUGAGGAACUUUGAAAAUGUCUUUGGCAAAUUCAUUUAGAUAUAUUUUAAUACUUAGAUAGGGUUAGAUAGGUGUUCCCAAUUAGUUUACCCACAUGUAAACUAGGUAUCAUUGACACAUUAAUAAAGCUUAUUAUUAUUA
Molecule: messenger RNA, 953 nt
Organism: Actinia tenebrosa (Australian red waratah sea anemone)
Lineage: Eukaryota; Metazoa; Cnidaria; Anthozoa; Actiniaria; Actiniidae
Source: RefSeq, a predicted model, not a curated record